CAUCGUGCAGACACUACGUUGUUGUCUGACAACCCUGCUAGUCACAAUCACCACACCAGCUGCUUCCCAUCACAGUUACCAAGACGCUGCCUCAAGUAUCUCACCAGCCUCUACGAUGGCAGACGAGGAACCAAAGGUUCAUGCCGAAAAAUCGCCGUUAUCACCAGUGACGCCGGAGUGUUUCGUGACAGAAGACCACGUGCGGGCAGCGCUUACGACAGACAAGGGCACCACCGCACAACUCACCGCCUGGAGAAUCGUGGACUUCACUAAGAAGGGCGACAAUUAUGCCUCUGUAGUGACCAGCGUCGAGGUGAAGUAUGAGUUCGACGGUAAAAGCUCCGAAGUGGUCUAUGUGGUAAAGAUUAACACAGGAAAGACCAUUGGAGGUGAAAACAUUUUUGAUACAUUUUUCCAAAAGGAAUGCAAUUUCUUCCUCGACAUCGCACCUGAUAUAAACUCUGUAUUAAAGGAGAUUGGUCACACAGAGAUCAACGUUCCCAAAUGUUUCUAUAUAAGCCUGGAAGAAAGAAAAGAAGUGAUCUUCCUUGAGGACCUACGAGCUAGAGGCUACAAAAUGGCUGACCGUAAGCAAGGGUUGGACAAGGCUCACACUACCCUCGUGCUAAGGGAGCUGGCCAGACUUCACGCCGCCUCCCUGCUGCUGCAGAACAAAAUCCCUGACGAACACUUCGGAGAAAAGUACCCUCUUUUAAAGAUAGGAUUAGCUUACUUCUUGCAAAAUUACAGUUCAUUGCGUAAAAUUUUUGAAAAUAGUGUGACAUUUACCAAAGAUAUCAUAGAAAGAGUAGGAGGAUACGAGAGAUUGUCUGCCUGGACAGACACGAUCAUCCCAUAUAUAGUGGACAUCUUGGAUCAGAUGGGUUGCGGCGAGCCUAAGGUGGUGUGUCACGGAGAUUGCUGGAUUAACAACCUUCUCUUUAGGUACAGUGAGACCGGCUACCCCGAGGAUGUGAUGCUUCUUGACUUGCAGAUGACAUACCUCAGUGUUCCUGCUGCAGAUCUCAACUACCUCCUAUAUAGUAGCAUGACGGGGGAUGUCAGGAAGCCCAACAUUGAAGCCUUCCUGGGCUCCUACUACACCACUUUCAAGGACGUCAUGGAGGCUGGCGGCAAGACAGUACCUUUCACGCAGACACAGCUCUUCAAGGACUUCAGGGACAGGAAUGUCGCUGGUUUAUUGUUUGCCAUAAUAUUUUUGCCUGUCAUGGUCUUUGAAACUGAAGAAGUAGAGUCAUCGAAAGAUAAUGGAGAGGAUGUUGAAGAUUACCUUCGUAAGACGAGAGACAAGGCGAUGGAAAUGCUAGACACAAAUCCUAUUGUGAAGUCAAGAUUUAUGUCUCUUUUUGACGAAAUUAUGGAAUUAGGAAUUGCUCCAUGAGAGAGAGAAAGAGAGAGAGAGAGAGAGAGAGAGAGAGAGAGAGAGAGAGAGAGAGAGAGAGAGAGAGAGAGAGAGAGAGAGUGAGAGAGAGAGAGGUAAGAGGCGCGUGUGUGUGUUUUAUUAAUGUAUGUUAAGCCAACGUUAUCUGUUUACUUAUCAAGUAGUAAGUGUCUAAAUAAAAAAAUAAACAUAUUUAUGCAAA
Portunus trituberculatus (swimming crab) is the source of this 1604-nucleotide messenger RNA. RefSeq lists its product as uncharacterized. Bases 116 to 1402 code for a protein of 428 amino acids. Lineage: Eukaryota; Metazoa; Arthropoda; Malacostraca; Decapoda; Portunidae. The record is from RefSeq and is a predicted model, not a curated record. The transcript is spliced from 4 exons.